CGGCUGAGGAGGACAAUUGCAGAUCGACCAGCAGGUAGGAGGUCAGCACCGUCACCAUCCCCGGAUCCAGAAGUGUUCACCACCGCCGCCGCCUGCAGCUGCACCUCCCCGGUCUGGUCCGACACACUGCCCUCGGGAUGAGCGGAAAGACGUGCAGUCAAGUUCAACUUUAGACAAUGCUACAUGUUUGGUUCCUGGUGGUAGAAGAUGGCAGAAUCGGAUGGUGGCGAUUUUGCUUCGAAUCAUCCACAGAGCAGUAUGGCAAACAAGAAUAGCACCCUGCGCUGCACCUUCUCAGCUCCGAGCCACAGUGCCACCCUCCUCCAGGGCCUGUCGGUCUUGAGGGCUCAGGGUCAACUACUAGACGUCGUGCUGGCCAUCAAUGAGGAGCGAUUCCAGGUCCACAAAGCUGUGCUGGCUGCUUGUAGUGAUUAUUUCAGGGCUAUGUUUACUGGAGGCAUGAGGGAGUCGAAUCAAAGCACCAUCGAGCUGAAGGGUUUGUCCGCCCGAGGGCUCAAGCACAUCAUUGACUUUGCCUACAGUUCAGAGGUCACAUUAGACCUGGACUGCAUCCAGGAUGUCCUCGGUGCAGCCGUCUUUCUCCAGAUGGUGCCGGUCGUGGAGCUGUGCGAAGAGUUCCUGAAGUCCGCGAUGAGCGUGGAGACGUGUUUGCACAUCGGCCAGAUGGCCACCACCUUCAGCCUGUCCUCUCUUAAGGAGUCGGUGGACGCCUUCACCUUUCACCACUUCCUGCAGAUAUCCAAGGAAGAGGACUUCCUGCACAUUCCCAUGGAGCGCCUUGUUUUCUUCCUGAAGAGCAACAAGCUGAAGAACUGCAGUGAGAUCGACCUCUUCCAUGCCGCCAUCAGAUGGCUCCGCCACGACGAGUGUCGUCGCGCCGAGGCCAGCAACGUCCUCUGCCAUGUCCGCUUCCCGCUCAUGCGCUCUUCCGAGCUGGUGGACAACAUUCAAACGGUGGAUAUCAUGGUGGAGGACAUGUUGUGCCGCCAGUACUUACUAGAAGCCUUCAAUUACCAGAUUCUUCCCUUCCGACAACACGAAAUGCAGUGUCCUCGGACCCUCAUUCGCUCCGAUGUCAUGUCCCUGAUAACGUUUGGGGGUACACCGUACACCGACAACGACCGCACGGUGAGCACCAAAGUCUUCUUCCUGCCAGACCUCGCCUCUCGCCAGUUCAAAGAGCUCACAGAAAUGGAGACGGCGUGCAGCCAUGCCUGCGUGGCUGUUCUCGAUAACUUUGUUUACGUGGUCGGGGGACAGCACUUGCAGUAUCGCAGCGGCGAGGGCGCCGUGGACAUGUGUUACCGCUUUGACCCUCACCUGAGUCAAUGGCUGCGCAUCCAACCGAUGCAGGAAGCACGGAUUCAAUUCCAGCUGAAUGUGCUGCAUGGACUAUUAUAUGCCACCGGAGGGCGCAAUCGUUCCGGUAGUCUGUCGUCGGUGGAGUGCUAUUGUCCAAAGAAGAACGAGUGGACCUAUGUGGAGCCGUUAAAACGCAGGAUAUGGGGUCAUGCGGGCUCCCCGUGCGGAGACAAGCUGUACGUCUCCGGUGGUUACGGCAUAUCCUUGGACGAUAAGAAGACCCUUCAUUCCUACGACCCGGCCACCGAUCAGUGGGACUUCAGGGCUCCCAUGAACAAACCCAGAGUUCUGCACGCCAUGAUCAGCUGCGGGGACCGGGUCUACGCCCUGGGGGGUCGGAUGGACAACGUGGACCGCUGCUUUGACGUGCUGGAUGUGGAGUAUUAUGUUCCGGAGAGCGACCAGUGGACCACUGUCACCCCCAUGAGGGCGGGUCAGUCUGAGGCGGGGUGCUGCCUCCUAGACAGGAAGAUCUUCAUUGUUGGAGGCUACAACUGGCACCUGAAUAACGUCACGAGCAUCGUCCAGGUUUACAACACUGACACCGAUGAGUGGGAGAGAGACUUGCACUUCCCCGAGUCCUUUGCUGGAAUUGCCUGUACCCCAGUUAUACUUCCACAAAGCACCACGCAACGCUGACCUGGAGCCGUCACGAGUUCCAGGUCCUCAUCACUGUGUCCUCUUUUUGGGUGCAGUAUUGCAUUUUAAAAUCGUAAGACAAACAUUCCGAGGACAGGAAAUUAUUAGCAAAAGUUAAAAGUUACUUAUUUAAUAACCCUCAUUUUAAUGGAACUACAGCUUGACGGUUUUUGUUUUGUAUCAAGUCAAAUAUAACAAACGUGUAGACAGUUUGAUUGUAAGUCGAGUGGAACCUCAUCCUCAUUCUACAAGCACAAAAACGGAGCUGUCAGCAUGUGUCAGUAUUGAUAUCAAAUCGAUGAGCAUAAAAAUGCGCAUGUUUGGUUGUUGUGUUUCCUCCACCUGAAACCUCAGUCAUGCUUCUUAUUAAUCUCCAGGCUCCACUUUUCAGGACCACAACACACUACCUACUGAAGGAGAUGUUCUCCAGUUCACUGUAUUUGUUGACACUGCAGUCGCAUCAAUCAUUAAUGUUUCUGUGGGAGUACUACCAUCCGCUGCUCUUCCACUCUGCCCACUCUGCACAUUUUAAACGUUCAUUGAUGCUUCCGUCAACUUUGAUUCCAACUGCAUCGCGGCACUUUCCUGGGCAGACAAUCCUGCUCUCCUCAUGAAUAUUGUUCAUUUUUUGAUAGGAAUCAAUGAAGGUAAAAGCAGUCUAUCUGCUUCUCUCCUUGUUUGUUCGUGGUUUCCUUUUAUCUGUACAUUAUAAAUACAUGAUACUGUACUGUGUUUCAAGUGCAAUACGAAGGGGAGCUGAGGGGAAUGUAGGCUUGUCUGUGUGUCCUUUAUUAAAGAUUUAUCCUC
This is a messenger RNA of Synchiropus splendidus (mandarinfish), 2829 nucleotides long. RefSeq names its product kelch-like family member 26 (gene klhl26). Lineage: Eukaryota; Metazoa; Chordata; Actinopteri; Syngnathiformes; Callionymidae. Bases 208 to 2022 code for a protein of 604 amino acids. The record is from RefSeq and is a predicted model, not a curated record. The transcript has 3 exons. Gene Ontology annotation, molecular function: protein binding.